Molecule: messenger RNA, 471 nt
Organism: Papaver somniferum (opium poppy)
Lineage: Eukaryota; Viridiplantae; Streptophyta; Magnoliopsida; Ranunculales; Papaveraceae
Exons: 1
Coding region: 1-471 (156 amino acids)
Molecular function (GO): RNA-DNA hybrid ribonuclease activity; nucleic acid binding
Source: RefSeq, a predicted model, not a curated record
AUGGUACCUCCGGAGGUGGAUGAACUGAUGUUGUGCUGUGAUGGUGCGGAUCGAGGGAAUUCAGGUGUAGUGGCGCGUGAUCAUGUAGCUAAUGUACUUGGUGCUAUGAGUGUUGGUUUGGGUGUAAUGACGAAUUACAUUGCGGAAAUUUCUGGAAUUACAAUUGGUAUGGAAUGGGCGCUGCAAUGGGGCUGCUCAAAAGUUUGUAUUCGUUCUGAUUCAUUGAGUGCAGUUAUGGCUUUUAAUACUUCUACUCUUCCUUGGUUCGUUAGACAACGUUGGAGGGAGGUUUCUUCUAAUUAUGAGGUUAUUCGUUUUGAACGUACCUAUAGAGAGGCUAAUUUUUCUGCAGAUAAGAUGGCGAAAAGAGGGUGUAUUCUUCCUAGUGAGGAGGGACAACAUUAUCUUGGAAGACCUGAUUUUUUGAACUCUAUUGAAUUACCAAAUGUAUCUUAUUUUCGUUUCAAAUGA